Messenger RNA from Rhinolophus ferrumequinum (greater horseshoe bat), 2008 nucleotides. It is a transcript of the gene PXDC1, whose product is annotated as PX domain containing 1. Lineage: Eukaryota; Metazoa; Chordata; Mammalia; Chiroptera; Rhinolophidae. Gene Ontology annotation, molecular function: phosphatidylinositol binding. The record is from RefSeq and is a predicted model, not a curated record. The coding region runs from base 247 to 942 and encodes 231 amino acids. The transcript has 5 exons.
CAGCUCCGCCAGCCCGACCGACUCUAGCAGCGCUGUCUCCCGAGUGCGCGCGGAGGCGGGGUGCGGACCCACGACACAUCUCCGACGGACCCCGAUCCCGGGCAGCCCCAGACUGACUCCGGCUCCGGACAGACCUCGGACGGACCCCGAUCUCAGGCAGACCCGGCCGGGCCCAGACGAGCCUCCUGCCCGCGGGCGGCGGGGGCCCAGGGCGGCCCGGCGGCGGGGGCAUGAGUGGCCCGCGGCAUGGCCUCGGCGGUGUUUGAGGGCACUUCGCUCGUGAACAUGUUCGUGCGCGGCUGCUGGGUGAACGGUAUCCGCAGGCUCAUCGUAAGCCGGCGCGGCGACGAGGAGGAGUUUUUCGAGAUCCGCACGGAGUGGUCGGACCGCAGCGUGCUGUACCUGCAUCGCAGCUUCGCUGACCUGGGCCGCCUGUGGCAGCGCCUCCGCGACGCCUUCCCGGAGGACCGGCCCGAGCUGGCCCGCGCGCCGCUGCGCCAAGGACUGAUUGCCAUAAAGGAUGCCCACGAUAUAGAGACCAGGCUGAAUGAGGUGGAGAAGCUGCUUAAGACCAUCAUCAGCAUGCCGUGUAAAUAUUCUAGGUCAGAAGUUGUGCUCACCUUCUUUGAAAGAUCUCCUCUAGAUCAGGUGUUAAAAAAUGACAAUGUACACAAAAUUCAACCCAGCUUUCAAAGUCCGGUGAAAAUAUCAGAAAUCAUGAGAUCCAAUGGAUUUUGUUUAGCAAAUACAGAAACUAUCGUCAUUGACCACAGUAUACCAAACGGAAAAGAGCAACACCUGGGUGUGGAUCCGACAGAGCAUUUGUUUGAGAAUGGCGGUGAGUUUACCUCAGAGCUAGAGGGUGACGAUGACCCGGAAGCUUAUGUCACCAACCUGUCCUAUUACCACCUGGUCCCCUUCGAGACGGACAUUUUGGACUGAGUCUCCAUUGGGCCCCAUCCGCCCCCAGCCCUUGACUGUUGGAUCUGCUGCUGUCCACUGCACGAGCUCCAGGCCCAGGUUAGACGGGGCCUGUGGUGACCAGGGAUGGCUCUGCUGCCAGGCCUCAUGCAGCAGCACGAACCUGAGGCCCGCCAAGGUCUCCAACGAGCAGGAGUCAGGUUCCAGAGUCCUGUGCAGCCUGCUGCUGCUGCUGAAGGAUCUUCUCUCUCCGCUCGACACCGUCAGCCCGCUGCUGCGUUCCUGGGACGCGCUCCACGCCACGCCGGUGUGUGGAGAAGCCACAAGUGCCUGCAGGACUAGCAAUGCAAGGGCAGGAUGCCCAGGGCCUUACUGGUUCCUCCUCUCCUGUUACUGCUUUCUGGAGAGGAGACUUCCUCUUGGUCCAGUGGCCCAGGGCUGCCGGCCCCUUCACUCCCUAUCAUCCCUCACAUGACAAGCGCACAAAAUAACCCUGUGACAUUUUGUUGAGUUGCCAAGUUCUGGACGACAGAGGCAGGGUAUGUUAAAUAAUCAGGAUUUCCUUGGGAACCAGGAUGUGUGGCUUUCAUUUCUGUUUUUCGUCUUCUAUCCGGAAACUGUGGGCUUUGUGUCAGCCAGAGGGGUGUUUACAGAAGGUUAAUUGUGAAUAGGAACAGAGACAGGGGAAACCAUUGACGAUCAGGUGCCUGUUGAGCUGGGACUGAGGUAAUGAUUCUCCCCAGGAGGACAGGAUUCCCGCCUGGCCCGCCAGCACCUCUUCAGGGUAAUAGUGCUAGAGCCACCCUGGGCGUGGAGGCGCACCUCUCCUGCUAUCUCCAGCGCUCAGGCUGUAACUGCCGUUAUUGACCUGACAGGGCAGGAACGAGAGGAGAGCACCGGGUCUCCCCACCUCCCCUUGCGCUCGGGGCGGGGCUGGGUUCUGCACGCUUAUCUCCUCACAUGUCUACUAACCACCAACAUUUGCUAAUGUAAAUAAUAGUAAAUUAUUGAGAAUCCUAAUUCUUUGACACAGUCUGUUUUUUAAUCUAUUUUAAUUAAAUAAAAUAUAUUACUCUACUUUUAUGGA